Molecule: messenger RNA, 783 nt
Organism: Anisakis simplex (herring worm)
Lineage: Eukaryota; Metazoa; Nematoda; Chromadorea; Rhabditida; Anisakidae
Source: the annotation of a GenBank genome assembly
UUGUCAUUUGCUACAUUUGGUGUGAAUGUUUCAGUGCUAUCAGCGCGUGGUCUAGCACUCAAAGGGCACAACAAGAUCGAUGCUUAUGUGAGCCUAUCACUUAGCGGUCCAGGCUCGUGGAAGAGUAAAGUUCAAACGGAUAUACGAAAAACAACCGGCAAUUGCGAGUGGAAUCAACGAUGUGAAUUUGUUGUGUACGGUCUGGACUCGGUGCUGACGGUAACGGCGAAUCACAAGACUGUAUUGGGUACUGCAGAAUGUAUUGGCGUGAUAGAGUUCCAGUUACGUCAACAGUACGGCAAAAUGGCACCAAUGUGGUUUCGUUUGCGCAAAAAGGGUAAGGCAAACGAAGACUUAGCCACCCAGAAGUACAGAGGUGAAUUACUGCUGAAGUUCGAGUUCUCGAAUAAGCUGUCAACAUCAAUGACAUCGUUGAACACUGUACAUGGCUCAUCAGCGCUGAGCGCACUCAAACGAAAAAUGCAUCUGGGUAAAAAAGACGAUCGCGACACCGUUUCGAUGGCUGCCGGUCUGCCGAGUAGCUACUCGAAGGUGUUCGGUCGGGGAUCACCGCAACCCACCGCAGGUGCCGGCAUCAAUUUCAACUCGUUACAACGAAAUCCUCGAGCAGCCACUGUAUCGAGUGAUGGUGGCAGUGAAUUGCAACAAGCUGGAUUUGACCGAAGUGGACUGAUAGUUCCACCACUGAAAGCGCAGAAUUCAAUUGGAUCGUCAUCGGAUAGAAUGACACCCGAACAGCAACAACAACAACGUAAGCGGUGA